GGACAAUUAUUCCAACAGUCAGCGUGUGCCUGUACACACGCGCGCGCGUUCAUUCACAUUGAUGCCUCGCGUAUUCGUUACACAUUCUUAUAUAGAUUUUUACGCCUCGUACUUGUUUGAAAUAAUUAUCGAACACUGAUGCGUCGACACUUUUGUGGACUAUGUAACAAAAUAUUUUCAACAAAAACUGUUCGUAUAGUCGCCUCGAACAAGUAUUCGGCUAUAUCGGAAUCGACCAAUAGAAAACACAAUUCAAGAAAUAUAAGAUAAGUGAUGACAAUAUUAAGCAGUCGCGACGUUUUCAAUGUUUUCAUAGAAGAGAAAGGACUUUUAAAACCUUAAAAUGACAAAAUGUUCGGUAUAAAUCUACAAGUAAUCAAGGUUCAUGGUCACGUUAGAACUGUAUCACCGUUUUGCGAUACCGUGCAGCGAUCUCAAACGAGAGAAGGCUCUGGAUUCAUAGCAAAACAUGUCCACGCAAGGCACGGAACUUACGAAUUGCCUCGUUACUCGAGAUGUCGAGACUAUACUGGACGAGACACAGGGCAAUCGUGCAGACAUUUUGGAGUACCUGUCGGUUCUGAUUAACGAAGAUAACAAUGAGAACGGACGAAUGCAGGAAUUAAUAUUGGAUGAACAGUUGCUAAGUGGCACUACAUUGACAGCUGUAACACUACCCGAUGGGACACAAGCAUUCAUGGCGAAUAACUCUAACAAUGACGCGGAUUCAAAGAAUCAAACGACACUAGAAUUGGACAAUGGAGAUACUAUAUUAUUUCGGGAUGUAUCAGAAUUUGCAGACGGUAAGUCAUUUUGGUUGGAAUUAGAUCAUGCAAUGCGGCUGCAAGCACGUAACAUUACCGUAGAGAACGAAGAGAAUGCCUAUCCAAGGGUGGAGUUCAUAGAUGGCACAGCCUAUGUGGUAACGGGUCAUUUAGAUGUCGGCAAAGACCUAUGGGAAAUCGAGAGCGGCAAACUUUCUAAAAAGGACUCUAAGAUUUUAUUGAAUAAACUCUCCACAUCGAGGAUCAGACAUCCUUGUCCCAGGGAAGGCUGUUCAAAAGUUUAUAGUACACCCCAUCAUCUUAAGGUGCACGAACGAUCUCAUACUGGUCAACGACCAUACCGAUGUACAUAUCCGAAGUGUAAGAAGAGUUUCUCGACAGGAUACAGUUUGAAGGCGCAUUCGCGUACGCACACGGGAGAGAAACCUUACAAAUGUUCGAACGAAGCCUGCGAUAAAAGUUUUAAAACUUCAGGAGACUUGUUAAAGCAUGUGCGAACGCACACCGGGGAACGGCCUUUUCUGUGUCCAUUCGAUGGUUGCGGUCGCUCUUUUACUACGAGCAAUAUCAGGAAGGUUCACGUGAGAACACAUACCGGCGAACGUCCGUAUAAAUGUACACAACCGAAAUGCGGCAAGGCUUUCGCCAGUGCGACUAAUUAUAAAAAUCACAUUCGAAUCCAUUCUGGCGAGAAGCCAUAUGUCUGCUCUAUCGAGAAUUGCGGAAGAAGAUUCACCGAGUAUUCUAGUCUUUACAAACAUCACCUGGUCCACACACAACAGAGGCCGUUCGAAUGUAAAGUCUGCUUUAGGAGAUACAGACAGAGCAGUACUCUUAUAAUGCACAAAAGAACGGCACACGCGUUAGUCGAUAACGAUGAUAACGUGGACAUUUUUUUCCAAGAACCAAUCUCAGACCCUUCCGUUCGGGCUAAAGAUAGGCGAAAGACGAACCUUACUCGGGAACAAAACGAUAGCCCUCCUUUGAAGAUUACAGGGAAGGACAGACAAAUUCAAAUUCAUUCCAAAGCGAUCGACGAUUUAAACGACAAUGAAACACAGAUAUUACUAGUUGGCGAUCCCUCUCAAAUCGCAGCGUUGCAGAAAAUCGAGUUGAACGGUGGUUUCGACGAGCCUGAGAUCGACACCUCGUUCGAAGAACUGAACAUAAAGAUCGAAGACAUAGAACUUGGAUGGAAUUAGCGCUUCGUUUGAACGACGGUGGUUGCUCAAACAUUUAUUCGUUUUGCAAAUUUUCAAUAUUUUUCUCUCAAAGUAUAUCGCAAUUUCGUUGCCACUAAUUAUCUCGCCAAAGUUGUUUCUAUUGUAAAAAGAAAGGAAAUAAAGCAGUUCGAUUAAAUAUUUGAUCAACGGUAAUCAGGAUUUGAAGUUUAUACGGUAAUAAUCGGAUCAAUUUGAUUUAUCGAUUUGUUUAUUGUCAUCACUAUUAUUACUAUUACUACUAUUACUACUAUUACUACUAUUACUACUAUUACUACUAUUAUUACUAUUAUUACUAUUAUUACUAUUAU
Nomia melanderi (Alkali bee) is the source of this 2316-nucleotide messenger RNA. RefSeq lists its product as uncharacterized. Gene Ontology annotation, molecular function: RNA polymerase II cis-regulatory region sequence-specific DNA binding; DNA-binding transcription factor activity, RNA polymerase II-specific. Lineage: Eukaryota; Metazoa; Arthropoda; Insecta; Hymenoptera; Halictidae. Gene Ontology annotation, biological process: regulation of transcription by RNA polymerase II. The record is from RefSeq and is a predicted model, not a curated record.